This is a messenger RNA of Uloborus diversus, 9732 nucleotides long. Its product is annotated as fat-like cadherin-related tumor suppressor homolog. The coding region runs from base 7 to 9732 and encodes 3241 amino acids. The transcript has 27 exons. NCBI's taxonomy places the organism in Eukaryota, Metazoa, Arthropoda, Arachnida, Araneae, Uloboridae. Gene Ontology annotation, molecular function: calcium ion binding. Gene Ontology annotation, biological process: homophilic cell-cell adhesion. Gene Ontology annotation, cellular component: plasma membrane; cell-cell junction. The record is from RefSeq and is a predicted model, not a curated record.
AAAGAAAUGAGCGUUAUGGCUGUAGCUGAAAACGAAGCUGUUGGCCAGUAUGUUACUUUUUUACAAGCUGAAGAUGCUGAUGGAGACAGAUUGUGGUAUUCCAUUGUGGAUGGCAACACUGAUGAUGCUUUUAUGAUCGAGCCUCUCAGUGGAACUGUGUCUGUUGCUCGUCAUCUUGAUUGGGAAAAGAAAGCAAGCUAUAAUUUAAAUAUUAGUAUCACUGAUGGGAUAUAUGUAGUCUACCAGCAACUUCCAAUUAAAGUAAUCGAUGUGAAUGAUCAUAGACCAGUUUUCACUAAAGAUAUAUACUCUAUUGAAAUUAGUGAAAAUGAACCAGUUGGAAGUGCUAUUCUAAAGCUUGAAGCUUCUGAUGUUGAUGAGUUGGACAAAAGCCUUUUCUACUCAAUUUACAACAGUGCUAAUCCUCAAAGUCUGAAACUUUUUCAAAUUAAUGCUUUUUCUGGAAAACUAUCAGUUUCUCGACCACUGGAUCACGAAUCUAUGAUAGAGCAUUUAUUGACUGUUAUGGUUCGAGAUAAUGGCACUCCAGCACAGCGUAGCUUUGCAAGAGUGAAAAUUAAGGUUUAUGAUGAAAAUGACCAUCAUCCUGAAUUCUUAGUUCCCUCAUUUGAAAGCCAAGUUUAUGAAACUGCUGCUCUUGGUACUUCAGUUGUGAGAGUUCUGGCUGUUGACAAAGACAAAGGGAAAAAUGCUGAAUUGCAGUUCAACAUUGCAUCAGGCAACAUUGGCAAUGCAUUUUUUAUCAAUCCACAACUUGGUACGAUUUUGAUUGCCAAACAACUCAACAGACAAGUUAUGCCUGAGUACUUUUUGUUUGUUAGAGCGUCAGAUAAAGGUGUUCCUUCCCUAAAUGCCACUGUUAGUGUUCAUAUUAUUAUCACGGUUGCAAACAAUGCUCCUCCGAAGUUUGAACAUAAGGACUAUGUUGUUGAAAUAUACGAAAAUGAGAAGCCGGGAAAAACUCUCACUAGUAUCAUUGCCACCAGUCGUUCAUCUGUAUAUUACGAAAUAAUUGGUGGGAAUACUGAAGAACGAUUUAUUAUCAACCCCACAUCAGGAAUUUUGAGGACAAAUUCUGUACUAGAUUUUGAAGCAGCUAAUUUUUACAAUUUAAGUAUAAGGGCGACUAAUAUGGUUGGUGCUAAUAGUACAACUUCUGUGCUUGUGCAUAUAUUAGAUAGAAACGAUAAUGCUCCUGUGUUUCAUCAAAAAGUAUACGAAGGACAGGUCAUUGAGUCUGAUAAAGCAAGGAGCAUGGUUUUAGUUGAUGGGCUCAAGCCACUCGUCAUAUCAGCGUAUGACAAUGAUUCUGGAAUUAAUUCUGUGCUUCAUUACAAAAUUGUGGAGAAAUCUGCAUCUGCCUUUUUCACAAUUGAUCCAAAUACAGGUGCUAUUAAGACUGCAGCAACUUUUGAUCAUGAAAGAAAGUCUUCAUUUUCAUUUAGUGUUCAAGUAUGGGAUAUGGGUAAACCUCAUCUUAAUGCUGAAAUGCCUGCCAAAGUUCAUAUAUCUGUGAUAGACGUUAAUGACUGCCCACCCCAAUUCGGGGAGCCCUACUACACUGCCAUCCUCUUAUUGCCAACCUAUAAAGGAGUUCAUGUGAUAAAUAUCAUUGCAACAGAUGCAGACUCAUUCAGUAAUGUACACUACACCAUAGUCUCUGGUAACAUAGAAAGGAAGUUCAUAAUCAAUGACACCACAGGAGAUAUCACUGUGAGAAACCCUGAUGGCCUUUCCAGGAAGUACAGUCUUGUCAUUGCGGCUUCAGAUGGGGAAUUUGAAACAAGCACAAAAGUUGUCAUUAAAGUACAGGAGAGCCAACAGAGUGGCUUGCAAUUUAGUGAAGAUAAAUAUGUUGCUAAAAUACAGGAGAACUCAACGGAAGUCAGUACGGUUGCUAUUGUGACGCCACUUGGUACUGCUCUAGAUGAGCAUUUAACAUUCCAUAUUUUGAAUCCUACUCUUAUGUUUAAAAUUGGGGAAACAACUGGAGUUAUUCGCACCACUGGGCGCCUGUUUGAUCGUGAAGCUCAGAGCUUUUACACACUAGUUAUUGAAGUGAGGAAUGAUGCAAGAGAAAUUUCUAAAUAUGCUCAUGUUUUAGUUGAAGUGUCAAUAGUCGAUAUUAAUGACAAUGCUCCUUUUUUCAUUGGUCUUCCUUAUUAUGCAGUUGUUCCUAUAGAUUCUGCUGUACAUUACUCAGUUUUUCAGGUGAAAGCAAUGGAUUAUGAUUCAGGUCUUAAUGGAGAAAUUGUUUUUGAAAUUAUUGAAGGUGAAAAAAGAACAUUUCGAAUUGAUCAUAAAACUGGUGAAAUUUUUUUAAAGGAAAUUUUAACUGCUACCAGAUACGAUCUUCUCAUUGAAGCUAGAGAUAAUGGUAUUUUUUAUGCUGUGGAGGACCUGGAUUUUGAAACAACUCCAAAAUACCAACUAACUUUGAGAGCAACAGAUGCUGUCAGUGGAAUAUAUUCUGACGUUAGGGUUGUAAUCAAUGUUGAAGAUGUCAAUGACAAUCCUCCUAUGUUCACACAACCAUUGUACAACACAACUGUCUCCGAAGCAGCUCCUUUUGGUGCUUCAGUAUUACAAAUUAAGGCAACAGAUCGGGAUACCGUAGCUUCUCAGCACGUUCAGUACCAUAUUGUUGGAAAUGCAACAUCCCAUUUCCAGAUUGAUCCCACAGAUGGUACUAUCUACAUAAAACAACCUCUGGAUCAUGAAAUUCAACGAGAACAUCAUUUUACAGUUAUGGCUACUGAUGGAGGACAUCCAAUUUUAAGUUCCACUGCUCAUGUUUGGAUCGGAGUGAUUGAUAUGAAUGACAAUCCUCCUGAAUUUGAUCAUCGAUAUUAUAAGUGCACUGUUAACCAAGAGGUUAAAAGAGGGCAGUUUAUUACAAUGGUUAUGGCUUCCGAUCCUGAUGCAUCUGACGAAUCAAAAUUGGAGUAUACUAUAAUUGAUGGCAAUGAAAUGCAAUCGUUUUCAAUCAAUCGCCAUACAGGAAUAAUUAACUUAUCCAACCUACAUCAAUUCAACUUUGAAAAAAGUUAUAUUUUGAACGUAUCAGUGACAGAUGGAGUUCAUUCAUCAUAUGCUAGUGUGUAUGUCAGCAUUCAAGGUGCCAACAAUCAUUCCCCACAUUUAUCACACAAUAUCUAUCCUGUUGCUUUACCGGAAAAUGCCCCUGCUGGAAAAGUUAUUGCAACGAUUUCUGCAACUGAUAAAGACAUUGGAAAUUAUGGUCAAUUCACUUACAGCAUCGAAAGCAAAGAAUUUAGGAAAUUUUUUAAAAUUAAUUCUGAAACUGGUGAACUCUUCACCAAGACUCCCCUUGACCGUGAAGAGCGCAAUUUAUAUGAAAUUACAGUUUCUGCCUCAGACGCCGGUGGACGAUGUGGUUUUGCUGUUGUUAGAGUUACAAUCACUGAUGAAAACGAUAAUGUCCCUCAGUUUUCUGUAUCUGAAUAUACUGCCACUAUUCCUGUUAAUAUGACCGUUGGAACAACUAUUUUAAAAAUACAUGCCAUUGAUAGCGAUGACAGCUUUUCAGCUGUGAUCGAUUACUCCUUAUACAAAUCCAAUAACAGCAAAAUCUCUGAGUUAUUUGGCAUCACACAUGACACAGGAGAAGUUUAUUUAAGAAAAGCUGCUACUGGUCAUGAAAAUUAUGGUUACCAAUUUUUCAUUCUUGCUAAAGACCAUGGAGUACCCUCUUUGGAAACAGUUGUUCCUGUCAAUGCUAUUUUUAUUAGUCCCAAGGAAGAUUAUCCAAAAUUUGAACAUUUUAAGUAUGACUUUUUUAUUCCUGAAAAUUCUCCUAUUGGUACAGUCAUUGCUCAUGUCAAUGCUUCUUGUACAAGACCCAUGAGGUAUUCCUUUACGGUUGCAGCCAAAGGAUCAAAUGCUGAAUUAUACCUGUCAAUGUUUAGCAUCGAUAAAUAUGGCAACAUAACCUUGCUAUCAGAAAUUGACAGGGAAGUGCAAGCUGUUUAUAAUCUGAAUGUGAGAGCUUCAACUACUGAUCUACCUAUUCGUACUUCAUGUGUAGAUAUUUCCAUAAUAGUUGUAGACGUUAAUGACAAUGAUCCCAAAUUUGAGUCGGAUAUCUAUAGUGCAUCUAUAGCUGAAAAUAUAGAACCUGGUGCUACCAUUUUGAAAGUAUCUGCAACAGAUCCUGAUAGCAGUGAAGUUUUGUCAUAUCAUUUUGGACCAGAAGCCGACUAUGUGGCCAACAUUUUUCAGUUGGAUACUGUCAAUGGAUGGCUGUCUACCAUGGUCUCCUUAGAUCGGGAAGAAACAUCGUUUUAUAAUUUUUCUGUAGUUGUUUUUGAUGACCGGGCGCCACCUCGCCGAAUGGCAACAGCUUGGGUUAGCGUCAAGCUGAGAGAUUACAAUGACAACCCCCCAGUGUUCCAAUCCAAGCAUUAUAAUGGAGAAGUUCAGGAAGAUGCUCCCAGUGGUACAGUUGUAGUGAGUCUGAUGAUUGAAGACAAAGACGAAGAAAAAAAUGAUGUUGAUUUUUACAUCAUAAAUGGAGAUUCACGGGGCCACUUUAAGAUUAUUAAGUCUGGGAAACUUGUAGUUCAGAAAGCAUUGGAUCGAGAAGUAAUUGCCAACUAUGAAUUGACUGUUUUGGUAACAGAUGGAAAAUUUGUGUCUGAAACAAUAGUGUCUAUUGUUGUUGAAGAUGUUAAUGACAACCCUCCUAUUUGCUUAAAGACAAAGUAUACAGAAAUGGUCUCUGAGAAUAUUCCAAUGCAGACUUACAUUCUUAAGGUUGAAGCAACAGAUGCUGAUAAUUAUGCAAAUUCUAGGCUUUAUUUCUACCUAACAGGCGAAGGUCAUCAGGAUUUUUCCAUUGACCCUGUCACAGGUCACUUAAAAACAGCUCACUUAAUUGAUCGUGAAACAAGAUCUCGGUAUGUGCUGGAAGCUCAUGUGCAAGAUGAAGGACGUUCAGAAUGGGAAUGCACCAGCGUUAUUGAAGUUCUUUUGAGUGAUGUAAAUGAUAAUGCCCCAGAAUUUUCUCAGGAGCUGUAUUCUGUUGACAUUCCUGAAGAUUCAGAUGUUGGUACUUUGAUUACUAAAGUUCAUGCGACUGAUAAAGAUAUUGGUACAAAUAGAAUGAUAAGCUACUUUUUGAUUGAAUCAGCUCGCAGCCAUUUUAGAAUUGAUGAAACAACAGGAAUAGUGAGCUUAAAUAAGCCGGUUGAUCGUGAAGAAGUAGCAAUGUACAAUUUGACUGUACAAGCUAGCGAUCAUGGAAUCCCACGAUUAUCUACUCUUUGCACACUGCUUGUACUUCUACAAGAUGUGAAUGAUAAUCCGCCAGAGUUUACUUCUAAAUUCUAUUUUGCUGUUAUUCCUGAAACAGCUGCUGUUGGUUCUGAGAUUUUAAAACUUACUGCUACAAGUCGAGAUAGUGGAGUCAAUGCUGAAAUUACUUACAGUAUUAUACAGUCCCCUAAAUCAAAAGUAUUUGCAAUUCAUCCAAAAUUAGGCAUGCUAACAAUUUCUUCUUCCCUGGAUUAUGAAACAGUUCAUAACUACUACAUUUUAGUAAAAGCAGUGGAUAGUGGCACACCACCUCUUAGUGCAGAAGUUGGAGUUAAUAUCACGAUCACUGAUACAAAUGAUAAUGCACCAAUAUUUUCUCAACAAUAUUACAAUGCUGUGAUACGAGAAGAUGCCUUAGUAGCAGAUAAAAUAAUUCAAGUGCUUGCAUCUGAUAUUGAUAGCCCUCCAAAUGCUAGAGUGAGAUAUUCUAUUUGUGGAGGUGAUAGAUUUGGCCAGUUCAUAAUUGAUCCAGAAAUGGGAUACAUUUCCUUAGCUUCCAGUUUGGACCGAGAAAAGGUUUCAAAUUAUGUUCUUGAAGUUUGUGCUGUAGAUAGUGGUAAACCUCCUUUAUCCAGUUCUGCUUUCAUAAACAUAGAAGUUUCAGAUAUUAAUGAUAAUCCUCCACAUUUUUCAGAAGACAAUUAUACUGCUAUCGUUCAAGAAGGGAAACCACUUGGCUUCACUGUUCUCAAGUUCACUGUUACAGAUCAAGACGCCCCUCCGAACACUGGUCCUUUUAUUUUCGACAUUUUAUCAGGCAAUGAAGACAAUGCAUUCCGAGUAGUGCAGCAAGAUGCAACUCUUCGCACUGCAAGCAAAUUCGAUGUUAGAAACCAGAGUGAAUUUUCACUUCAAGUUAGAGUUGCUGAUGGUGGAAGUCCUCCCUUAUACAGUGACACAUGGGUGAAUAUAAUUGUUAUAGAAGAAAGUCGUUAUCCCCCUGUUGUUACUCCUUUGGAUGUUACUGUAAGUUCCUAUCUUGAUGAAUUUCCUGGCGGUGUUAUGGGCAGAAUUCAUGCCAUUGAUCAAGAUCCUUAUGACAAAUUGAUUUAUGAUAUAGUCUCUCCGCACCAGAACUUAUUUACUAUUGAUCGUGAAGAUGGAACCAUCGUUUCCUUGCCUGGGUUAGACGUUGGAUCAUAUGAGGUCAAUGUGAGUGUAACUGAUGGCAAAUUUACAACUUACACUACGGUUUCUGUUGAUGUGAAUAUGAUUACUGCAGAUGCAGUUAAGAGUAGUGUUGCUGUAAGACUGGAUGAUGUAACACCAGAGGAUUUCCUUUUGACGUAUAAAAAGGGCUUUCUUCGAGGGCUACGAAAUGUUUUGAAUGUUAGAAUGAAGGAUGUUGAAAUCAUUAGCUUGCAGCCUGUAUUGCCAGAAAAGAAUCGUCGGCAGCGUAGUGCCCAACAAGAUUUAGAUAUUGUAUUUGCUGUUCAUGCUGGUCCCAGUGGAUUUCAUCCUGCAGAUCUUGUGCGAACAAAAAUUAAAGAGAAGAAAGAAACUUUGGAAGCCAAUGUUGGUUUAAAAGUAGUAAAAGUCAUGGAAAAUCGCUGCACGAAAGAUCGAUGCAUAAAUGGGGAAUGUGUUGAUCUCAUUGUUCUUGAUAAAACUUUUGCUAUCAGCAUAACAACUGAUGCAAUGAGUUACGUUUGUCCACAACAUUAUCGGAAAUUGGAGUGUGCCUGUGAGCCUGGUUUUGGAGGUCCUCAAUGUGAACUUGAAGUCAAUGAAUGUUCUCGAAGGCCAUGUCCAUCUUAUCGAGUUUGUCAUCCUGAGACUACAGUAUUAGGUUACAUUUGCAGGUGCCCUGAAGGUAAAACAGGAUCAAUAUGUGAUAGAAACAAAGGCACUUCAUGCAAAGGUCCAGAUUGCUAUGAUGAAAAAACGCCAGUAUCAUUCAAAGGCCAAAGCUAUAUGUCAUAUGUAUUAAACAAGCCAGUUGAUCAUCAUAUGAGUUUAGUAAUGCAAUUUCGAACAAAACAAGCUACAGGAAAUUUACUUUAUGCUACUGGUGUUCGUGAUCAUUUUAUAUUGGAGAUUGUAAAUGGAUUGAUUCAGUACAGAUUUGAUUGUGGCAGUGGUGAAGGAAAACUUCGCAUUGAGCAGUUCAAGGUAAAUGAUGGUCUCUGGCAUGAAGUAAGAGUUGAACGCCGUGGCAAAAGUGCUGAGCUUUUGCUAGACAAUCGGCUCAGAGCUGUUGGGAAAUCCCAUGGAACGCAUGAAGUAUUGAACUUGGAUGGAAAUGACAUCUAUUUUGGUGCUGAAGUUAGAACAAAUUUGGAGGCUUUGAAUUUUGAAGACAUAAAAUUGGGAUUCAUUGGCUGCAUGGACGACAUUCAGAUUGAUGGAAUUCCCUUACCGUUGCAUAUUAGUGGGAACACAGCAAUUGCAACAAUGAACAGAUUCAAGCAAGUAGAUCUUCAUUGUGGUGUCCUUUUAGAUUUAGGAGUAUGCAGCAGCCAGCCAUGUCUUAAUGGUGGCAACUGCAGCCCUACAAAAUCUGCUUUUUCUUGCCAGUGUUCAUCUCGUUAUCAAGGCAGCUUCUGUGAAAUUGAUUUAGAUCCUUGUGCCUCAAAUCCUUGUCUGAAUGGUGGCAUGUGUCAUAACAUUGAUCAUAAAUUCAUUUGCACUUGUAGCCCUGGCAUAAGUGGAACAAGAUGUGAAUAUGGUCGUUACUGCAAGCCUAGUCCAUGCCAUAAUGGAGGCAUCUGUGAAGAAGGUACAUUCGGCCCCAUAUGCAAAUGCCAGGGUUACCACGGAGAGCUUUGCCAGUAUGAUAUAGAUGAAUGUCAAACGGUUCCUUGUACUGCUGGCGCUACUUGUAUCAAUCUCCAGGGCAACUUUAAGUGUCACUGCCCCCCUAACAUGACUGGAUUUUUGUGCAAUGAGCAUCUGUUCACUACUUCCAUAACAUCAUCUAGCUGGAACACAACUGUUGAAGAAAUAGUUGGCAUUUCUCUUGUAGUUGUUUUCAUCCUCCUGCUAGCAAUGGUUUUAGUAUGCUGCUGGCGCUAUCGGCACAAGCGACAGCAACUUCGACCAAACAAUGAGGUGCUGGAUGCUGCUACGAAUGAGUAUCUUCUGAAGAAUUCUGUGUUUGAGAAGGACAAUUUAAACCGAAUAGGGAAGAUAAGCAAUUUGGAAGUGACUAGUUUUACCACUCCCCCUUUGCCACCGAGGCCUGCUUCAUACACACCCAGUACACAUGACUCGGUUAAUGCUCUCAACAAUUUUGAUACAGUUCGUAGUUAUGGAAGCGCUGCUGAUGACUUAGAAAACUUUCCAAGACAAGGCAAUGAUUAUGUUCAAAACAUAAGUAAGCCAUCUAUAGCUGGUGUGAUUCCUGCUUUGGUGCCGCCACCUCCGUCCAGUUCUGACAACGAUUCUGUUCAAAAAGGAAAUUGGGAGAAAGAUCAUCUUAAGUCGAAGAGUAAAUUAUAUGAGAACAAAGUUCCAAAAGAUCUUCAUCUUCGUAAAGCUGGUGACGUUCCUGAUUUAAAUACUAUUCCUGCUCCAGUUGUGCCAUCUCGAGGUCCGUCCAGCCGCGGUGUGCCUUCUGUAUUAAGCCUUAACUCUGUAGAUGACAUGCCAGCAACCGAGAAAUCAGGUGAGAGAAGAAAUCCCUCGGAAGGUUACAUAUGGGACUGUUCCGACUGGGCCAUGGCAUCUCAGAAACCGCUUUCCAAUAUAGUAGAAGUCUCUACCAAAGAAGUCCGAGACUCCUCUAGUGUCCCCAGCACAGAAUCCAAUAGUCGUGCCAGCCAAAUAGAACUACUUCCCAAGGAAGGAGACAUUGCCAAUCUAGGUCACACAAAAUUGCCCAACCACCAAUCAAGUAGUGAUGAUUUUGAGAGACCAGAGUCUGAAUACGUUGGAGAUUCCGAAAACAAUGACAACGAUUUCGACGACUCGUCCAUCCCAGUGCCAAACUUCGAGAACAUCCUAGGUAUGACAGACCUGGAAUUUGCGGAUGAUGGUAACGAUAGUCUUCCUGCCUCUCCCCACAAGUACCAGCGCCAUCCCAACUCUUACCUCCCUACUCACGCAACCAGCACAGCCAAUACAAGCCCUGAUCACACUUGGAACAAUGACCAGCGCCAAAUUUCUGAUCUCUCUGAUGAUGAAGUUAUGACUUACGGUUUUCCACCUCAGGGAGGACGUGGUUUCCAUGUUCCGGUUGAUGUCUCUGCCCUGGACUCCAUGUCCAUGUCAGUGGGCGGCUACACAUCAACCAAUGCCUCGUUUUCUGAUAUUUCCGGUGCUGUCUGUGAAAUUGAUGAUAGUGAAACAAACUGCAGUGAUGUGGACUAUGAGUCUGUUAACAUUAAACCUUCUGCAUUUCCUCAGGACAGGUUUUGCUCUACUCACUUAUAG